GUCAGUACACGCGCGCGCCACAUCGCGUAUCGUCGUCUCGCGAAAAAACCACGCGUUCGGCAAGUUGUGAAAAGUUUUUGAUUGGACCUUUUCUAAACGGAUUUCCUAAAAUGUUGUGGAAGACAUUAGUCAAGUAGUUGAAAUAUUUGGUUUGUGCUGAUAAGUUUUAAUCCUUUUUGGUUGUAUUAUUAAGAAGUUGCACAGUGUCUUGGGAAAUAAACUAUGGAUUUCCCACCUUACAUGUAAGAGUUGCUGUUCUUGGUUAUCCAAUAGGUUGGAUAUCGAUAUAAAAACCACUUCUAAACAAAACUGUCAUGUAAUCGAUCACAAUUCGUAAGUUACCAAGAAUUCAACAUGUUCCCAACUUAAAAGAACAAAAAGAAAAUAUGGGAUCCACUCUGAAAUAUUUAAUAUUUGUGCUAUUGAUAAUUUUAGUGAAAUGUUGGGAAUUUUCUAAAAACGCCAAAAUCAGCACGAGAAUUGUGCAGACGAGAUAUGGUCGUUUACAAGGACUUAUUUUACCAAUGGACGAGCAUAGAUAUUUGAAACCAAUCGAAGUGUUCUUGGGCGUUCCGUAUGCAACCUCGCCGAUUUUAUCAAAUAGAUUUAGCCCCACUAGAACGCCUAGCCCUUGGGACGGAGUUAGGCUCGCCGAUAAACUAGGUCCCGUUUGUCCUCAAAAACUACCCGAUAUCGCCAAUGAAACCGCAGCUUUAGAACGAAUGCCCAAAGGAAGAUUGGACUACUUGAAGAGGCUGUUACCUCUUCUAAGGAAUCAAAGUGAAGACUGCUUAUAUUUAAAUAUUUAUUCGCCAGCGCAAGUAUCCUCGGAGAGCAGACAUCCCGUUAUGGUCUACAUCCAUGGCGAGUCAUUCGAAUGGAAUUCCGGUAAUCCUUACGAUGGAAGCGUGUUAGCGGCAUACGCCGACAUGGUCGUGGUUACUUUAAACUACAGACUCGGGAUAUUAGGUUUUCUUAACGCCAACCCAGUACCUCACUUAAAAGCUAGAGUAGCUAAUUAUGGUUUGAUGGAUCAAAUAGCAGCACUUCAUUGGAUCCAACAAAAUAUUGCUUUAUUUGGUGGUGAUCCAGGGAAUGUUACAUUAUCUGGCCACGGAUCAGGAGCAGCUUGCAUUAAUUUUUUGAUGAUAUCCCCGACUGUAAUGCCGGGGUUAUUUCACAGAUCAAUUUUGCUUUCUGGCUCAGCCUUAUCUUCGUGGGCGUUAGUUGAGGAUCCCGUUAAUUACGCGGUGAAGUUAGCAAAAGAAGUAAAUUGUAGUAUUCCGGAAGAUGUGGCGAAAGAUCACGAAAUGAUCGUGGAUUGUUUGAGGGAAACUCCUCUAAACGAUCUUCUUCAAGCCGAUGUGGUGGCCCCGUCGUAUUUGAGUGCGUUUGGGCCUAGUGUGGAUGGUGUUGUGAUUAAGACUGAUUUUGCAAAAGAACUUGUUACUUAUUUUAAACCGUCCGAUUUACAAAGUUUCGUUGGCCCGGUUAACGCGAAUAUGAAACGAAGUGAGGCGACGUUAAAUCCACGAGGUAGCAAUCCUUACGAUUUACUUUUCGGUGUUGUAACGAGUGAAGCACUUUGGAAAUUUUCAUCAAACGACAUUCAAUCGGGCUUUGAGGGUGAAAGACGCGAUAAAAUCAUAAGAACUUAUGUGCGAAACGCUUACACGUACCAUUUAAGUGAAAUAUUCUUCACGGUGGUGAACGAGUAUACGGACUGGGAACGAACUGUACAACAUCCCAUUAAUACUAGAGACGCCGCCGUCGCCGCUUUGAGCGACGCCCAAUUUGUAGCUCCCUUAGUUCAAACAGGAGAUCUCCUCAGUGCUAAACCUCCACCUCCAGGACAUGAAGGAAAUGGUCCUAAAACGUUUUUUUAUGUUUUCGAUUAUCAAACCAAAGAUGGAGACUAUCCACAAAGAAUGGGAACCGUACACGGCGAGGAAUUACCUUUUUUCUUUGGUGCACCACUUGUUGACGGCUUCAAUCAUUUUCCCCGGAAUUAUACUAGGUCUGAACUGGCACUGGCUGAAGCGGUCAUUAUUUAUGUGGCCAAUUUUGCAAGAACGGGAAAUCCCAACGAGCAUCAUAAGCAAGAACCGGUGUUGGCAGCUUCUAGAGAAAGAAAUCGUUUUCGAUCGAUUAUUUGGGACGAGUAUGACUCAAUCCACCAAAAAUAUUUAGAAAUCGGCAUGAAACCGAGAAUGAAGAAUCAUUUCCGUGCGCACCAGUUGAGCGUUUGGUUGAGGCUGAUUCCGGAGCUUCAUAGGGCGGGGAUGGAAGACGUCGUGGCAAGACACAAUUUAUUUCGGAAUCACAAUAAUGCUGAUUUGUACGAUGGAGCUGUUAGACCCGAUCCGUUAUCAAGAGUUAGCUAUUACAAUCCAACUAUGGAGUUAAAUUAUAGACCAAGACCAAAUGUUAGUUUGACCAGCAUCGAAACUCCUACUACUAUGGAUACUAUUGUAACAACUUGCGUUAAUGUUGUUUCUCCAAAUACGUUUAACCACCAAAGUUUUCAAAACCAAAAUACCUCCACAGAUACUUUAGCUAGUUUAGAAGCGGCUGGUUAUGCAGCUUAUAGUACAGCGUUAAGUGUUACAAUAGCAAUCGGUUGUUCGUUGUUGAUUCUGAACGUUCUUAUUUUCGCCGGGGUUUAUUAUCAACGUGAUAAAACCCGUAUGGAAGUAAAAUCGUUGCAGCAACAACAAAACAGGAACCAACCGAACUUUGAAACCAUAUCUAAACACAGCCAUUACCACAUGGGUCACUCUCAAAGUGGAAGUGUCAUCGUAGAUGUUGAGCAAGAUACUUCUGCAAUGAUCCUAGCUAACGCUCAACAAGAUAUCAGCACCUUAUCGAAGGUUCAACAACAUCUUUGCCCGUCGAAUAUACAGUUGUCGAGUAUGAAGGUCCCAUCGUCGACUCAAAGCAAUUGUAUGACGCUUCCUAAAAACGCUUCGCUAUGCUCUCAAAAUUAUAACCCGGGUUGUAUGACACUGCCAAAAAAUACCAGUCUUAUGAACAAUACAGCUUGUGUUAUAGCGGAAAUGCAACAACAAGGGUUGGUUCAACCUCCAAAUGGAAACGCAACGAUGCAUAUGAGCGUUCCAAGACCACCACCACCGCCGCGAACAAAAAGUCCACCAGAAAAUCAACCUUUAUUGGCGAACAAUGGUAAUAAAAAUAUGCGUUUGCCUCAGGCAGCGAUGAGUGAAAUGAGAGUGUGAUAGCAUAGAUCAGUUGAAAGAUAUUGAAGUGCUCAAUGACUAUGUGUAGUAGGGUGUGUUUAAAACGGAUAAUAAUAAAUCGGAUAGUCGGGCCUAAACACAGUAGCCUAAAAAAUUAAAAAUGAAAAAUUGAGUUUCCUGUAAAUAAUAAAAUACCAACUAAAAUAUUAACAAAAAUAAAUCGAAGUUUAUUCUGAAUGUGUUAAAUGUGUAAGUGUUAUAUUCAGAACUGAAUAUAUCCGGAAAUGAACACACAUUUCGUUUUAAAGAAAUCGUUAAGUUUGAUGUCCUUCUUUUUUCCCUGUUAUAUGUUUCAAAAUCUAGUUAUGAUAAACUAUUUUAUUUAUAAACUAAAAAUGGAUCACUUAAAAAAAUAACUAUAACUAUUAAAAAGUAAAUGUUAAAAAAAAAACAAUUAAAAAGUCAAAUCUUGUAACUUAGUAACGAUGAAGAAACUUCAUUCUACUUUCCUCUUCUUCAUAGUUACCAAGACUACUCACAUCAUCUUUCCUAUUAUUUUCUCGUUUAAUUAGAAAUUGCUUUAGAAAUAUACUUCAAAAUGAAAAAUCAACUGCCACUAAAAUUUACUA
Onthophagus taurus is the source of this 3826-nucleotide messenger RNA. RefSeq names its product neuroligin-4, Y-linked. The record is from RefSeq and is a predicted model, not a curated record. NCBI's taxonomy places the organism in Eukaryota, Metazoa, Arthropoda, Insecta, Coleoptera, Scarabaeidae.